GUAAUUAUAUAUAGUACAAUGUAAAAUAUAUAUGAGUCAUGCUCUGUAAACCUGUAAGCUUUGAAUUUCACAUCUUUGGUGAUGAGGCACUUCCUCUAUUCAAAGUUACAGGAAACAGAGAGAGCAGAGAGCCAGCUAUUCUGCGUCAACAAUAUUAUCACACUCAGACCAACUAGCCACAAGCAAGACAAGCGGCUUGCAGUCUUCAUCAGAGCUGUAUACUUUACUAUCCAUCAUAGAUAGAGUCUAAUAGAAAAUCUUCUGCAACUGUAGAACAGUCAAUUUCCACUAAAUUAGAAAAACAACCAUUCCAAUCACAAUGAGUCAUGAAAGUCUACCAACCAGGUCAGAGGUGAUGUGCUGGAACUCUGGGAACUUGGCUGACUAUCUCAAAAAAAUGAAACUGGUGGGGUGUGACAGAGUGGUGAAGAAAAGCAAUAUGAGUGGUUCACGAUUCUUGAAUAUGACUGAUAAGGACAUUAAGAAGUUCCCCACAGCACAAAUCCCAUUUAUCACAAAGAUCUGCAAAGAUAUUAACCAGAAUAACAAACAAAAGAAGAGUCUGUUUCACAGAUCAGAUCAUCGGAUGCCUCCAAACCAAGCAGAACCUAGUCCAGGAGGUUGGGAUUCUGAUGAAUUUGACCAAGAAGAAAGUGACAAUGACUAUGAGGAGCCAGAUAUAAAUGAGUGUGAAGACAAUUACAUAUGCGCAGCAUCCUGUGAUAAUGAGGUGGCUGUGGAUUCUGAUGAUGACUAUGAACCACCGCCUAGUGAUAUACCCUCUGAAGUACCAACUCACUUUCGUGUUGCCAAACCUCUGGGUGAUGGAGAUUAUUUAGACAGCGGCCCACGUGGUUCUGCAAGACCACCCCAGGACAACAGGUCAACAUCUCUUGCCAGAGGGCUUAUGAAUAUAUCUAAGCCUCCAUCACGACCGGAUCCCUCUCCACACAGGCCUUUUGUUCCCCCAAAUCAAUCCAAACCUGGUCCAGCUGUGCCGAAGGUAGAUCGCAGUAAGAAACCUGGCUCAUCUACCCAGUCAAAAAAAGAUACUGGCAAAUCAGCAAGAAACACCCUACCAAUGGCUUCUAAAUCAGCAACAUUCCCCACACAAAGGUUUGACAUCCAACAGAGGGAUGAUUUACCUCCUCCUCCACCUUUAAAUGUGAUGAUGGGACAGGACAUGGAUCCACAGUGGUAUGUGGGACAAAUGACACGAGCAGAGGCCGAAGUCUCUCUCAGACAUGUGAAUAAAGAUGGCACUUUCUUGGUGAGAGACAGCUCGAAGGGCUGUACAGAGCAGCCUUACACACUCAUGGUGCUGCACCAGCAAAAAGUGUAUAACAUCCAGAUCCGUUUCCUUGGAAACAGUGAUGGAUAUUCCCUGGGCACAGGCCUAAAUGGCAUUGAGAAUUUCUCCAGUGUCAUGGACAUGGUCGCGCACCACUCAAAGACCCCACUCGUUCUGAUAGACGGAUUGGAGCGUGGAGCUGGACCUCAGCGGCAGUGCUGUCUUAUGCACCCAGCAGGUUUUUGACCCACAGAACAAUCUUAUUAAUUAUACCCAGUUAGCAUCAUAAUUCUGACUGGGUUCCAGAAUCAAAAGGAUUUUCAUGGAAUUCAGACACUUUGACUGGAUAAUGAGCAUUUAUAAUGUUGGCAUUCAACGCCAGGAUAUGUAAGCAUCUCUCCUUCAGAAAAAUAACAAAGCAUAUGACUAAAUUGAUAAAUCAUAUUUAGUUUGAUUCAAUCAAACAGGACUGUCUACACUUUUUAAAUUAAAGAUACAUUUUUAAACAC
This is a messenger RNA of Megalobrama amblycephala (Wuchang bream), 1800 nucleotides long. RefSeq names its product lymphocyte cytosolic protein 2b (gene lcp2b). The transcript has 15 exons. Bases 320 to 1537 code for a protein of 405 amino acids. The record is from RefSeq and is a predicted model, not a curated record. NCBI's taxonomy places the organism in Eukaryota, Metazoa, Chordata, Actinopteri, Cypriniformes, Xenocyprididae. Gene Ontology annotation, biological process: intracellular signal transduction; cell surface receptor protein tyrosine kinase signaling pathway.